CGUCGCUCGCCAACGACUAUUACGUCGCCGGCUUCAACAGCAGUGGCAUGCACGCGUACCUUGCCAACGUCGUGAACCGCGAGCUUAUGUUCACGUCAUCGGGGACCGUCGCUCUCGACGACGCGAGCCGCGGCGACAUCAACCAGCGCUACGACAGCGAGGCCAGUUUGAUUCAAUGGGGCGCGACGCUGAGCAACCGGCUGCUGCUGGACCCGAGCGGCGUCGCUUUGGAGAGUGUCGUCCGCGACUUGCGGUCGAUGGAUCCGUGUCGGCUGCCGUGGAUCGCAACGCAGUACUGCUGGCUCGACUUGGAUCGCAACUGGGCCAUGGCCAGCACAGUAGCGCGGCAAGCACGCUGCGAAGCGACAAUGGCAGCGAACGGCGCCGUGUACUUGGAAGCCCCGCUGCGCAACCUGAACGACUGGGCCGUGUGGCAACGCUGUUGGGGCCAUUCGUUUGAGAUUGGCUUCGUCGCGUACCUCCGAACGCUGCAAGCAGGCCGGACGUGGCUCCAGCGUGUGCAAGGCGUAGCCAUGUCGAUUGGCGACGAAGCAGCGUUCUGGCGACGUCACGGCCUCACCACGUAUGCGCUGCAGUGGCAAAAUUACAAGACACUGGGCUUGGCACAUGCGUUUGGCAUCAGAAAUGCGCUCGGGGUGACGUAUGCGCUUCCGCUUGGGGAUGUGAUUGGCAGCUUCCACCCGACGCAGCAGACGUCGAUGCGCGCCUAUUGGACGCUGGCCAGCGACCUCUGGGCCGUCGCGACCAAUGCGAGUGGCAUCGGCGGGCGCAGCCUUCUGGCCGCGAGUCCCGCGUUUGCCUCGUCGAAUGUAUCGGGCGUGGCGCUCUUGACACGCAAUUUGACGCUGCCGAGUCCACUCCGGAGCGGCUUGGUGUCGUUUACGAGUCGUGUGGGCCCCUUCAACGCCGUCGACGUCCUAUACGUGCCGAUACCCGACGAUGUGAGUCGACUCUUUGCGACAUUGACGCAGUCGCUCGCGGCGCUUGUGCUACACAAUGGCGAGGCACGCGAUCGGUUCUACGACUUGGCGAUUCCGAGUUCGAUCUUUCACGCCCCCGGCGUGCUCAUCGACGACACGUCGGCCGUCGUCGUUGGCGGCAACAUUCUCUGCGGCAACGACAACGCGGCGUACCCUGCCUCGGUCGCUUUGUACAAGCUCUUUGGCACGGAUGGCCUCUGCUUUGUCAAUUUUGCCGAGCAGAUCUACCCAACGACCCAAGAAGUGGUGAUCGCGCUCGCCGUCCACGAAGGCACGUCGUCUCCAAAGGUGUCAGCCGCCGGUAUUUGUCGCCUCAACAACGCUGCUGCCGCGUCGUGCAUCUCGACGUACGUCGCAUUGUCGGAUUUUCUAUCCAACCAUGCGUCCAUCUUUCAAGCGCCACCGUUGCUGUCGCUGGCGGCGGCGGCCAAAGCGAGCGUGUCGACGCUGAACGUCCAGCUCACGCAGUACGUCGACUACAACGACGGUCGUGGCGCUGUGCUUUUCAGCCUCCCGCUUUUCGACGCGGGCGAUCCCGCGUGGGCAUUCUACGGCUGGUGCUAUGUCUACGAGUGGGCGACCGGCGGGCGCGAGGUCGUUCGCUUUGAAGGUGACGAAGGCGCAAUCACUGCCAUAUCGCACUACACCGCUCCUCAGAGCAUGGCACCGGACCCGGCGACGACCCCGGCCAGUUUCGCGGCCUUUUGCCAGUAUGCCGUUGUGUACGUCACACUCGUGCUCAUUGCAACGUCCGGGCUCGUGGCGAUUAGCGCGGUCUACUGCCGCGGCCGCAUCGAGGGCCUCAACUUCUUCUGCGUCAACCGUCUCAUUGGGCUCGUCUGGGUCGGCCGCACCCUCCUCGUGCUCCGAACAAUAACGGCGCUGAGUCUCUUGAGCACGGUGCCGCUGGCGCUGACCCGCGUCGGCGGCGCCACAAGGCUCGUCACGCCCGCCGUGCCGUGGUACAAGACGAUCCUCGCCGCGUCCGAAGUCACGUGGCUAGUCUACGUCCUCAACGACGUCUUGAGCUGCGUUACCCUCGCGCACACGGCCUCGUAUGCGUUCAAGAGUUCCAACCUCGCGUGGCUCCUCGUUGCGAUCUGGUC
Saprolegnia parasitica CBS 223.65 is the source of this 2107-nucleotide messenger RNA. RefSeq lists its product as hypothetical. The record is from RefSeq and is a predicted model, not a curated record. The transcript has a single exon. The annotation marks the transcript as partial. Lineage: Eukaryota; Oomycota; Saprolegniomycetes; Saprolegniales; Saprolegniaceae.